UUAGACUGUAAUGUUGUGACACCGUCACCUAUCAAAUGUCAUAAGUCAGUCACACAUUUGAACUACUACCAAAUUUAUUACUUAAAUUGAUAAAACAUCAACUAUUUUUAGUUGUUUUUGUGAUUACACCCUUCACAACAAUCGAAAUAGAUUGAUAACAGUCCAGUUUGAGCGACCACGUGUUUGUUGCGUGACCCUUAACUGACCUUCACCUGACACAACUCCAAAAAUAUUACAACAGUUUCGCCGGUUAUAACGUGAUAAAUCAAGUUUUGGCAGAAGUAACGUCAAAAAGUGCAUCAUUGCCCAACGAGAGGUCAGUCAGGGUGACAGUGAUACUGAUAAAACAAAUAUUUAGUGUUCAUUCAUUCCCUAUCUCUUUAACUCAGCACAACAUGUCUUUAAAACAAACUGUGAAUCUCCUCGUUGUACGCAAAAACGGCAUUAAUGCCAUCAAACAAAGAUCCAGCUCCUGGUGGUCCCAAGUGGCCAUGGGCCCCCCUGAUGCCAUCCUAGGGGUGACCGAAGCCUUCAAGCGUGACACCAACCCCAACAAAAUCAACUUGGGAGUCGGAGCUUACCGUGACGACACCGGCAAGCCUUAUGUUUUGCCCUCUGUGCGUAAAGCCGAGGAAAAAAUGCGAGCGAAAAAUUUAGAUAAGGAAUAUGCCCCCAUUUCGGGGUUCUCCGAGUUUUGCAACGCUGCGAUCGAGCUUGCGUUAGGGGACAACUCCGAGAUCAUAUGUAAUGGACUCAAUGCCACCGUUCAAGGCAUUUCCGGAACAGGUUCACUCCGAGUGGGGGCUGCUUUCCUUAAGAAUUUUUUCCCAGGAAACAAAACAGUCUAUUUACCCAAACCGACAUGGGGGAACCACACACCAAUCUUUAAACACACGGGAUUGGACGUCCAGUCGUACACUUUUUACGAUCCCAAGACUUGCGGGCUUGACUUCAAAGGAGUUCUGGAUGACAUCAAUAAAAUCCCCGAAAGGUCUAUAAUCCUACUCCACGCAUGUGCUCACAACCCGACGGGGGUGGACCCCAACCUAGAUCAGUGGGCGGAACUCUCCUGUCUCAUCAAACAACGCAACCUAUUUCCCUUCUUCGACAUGGCGUAUCAAGGCUUCGCUUCCGGUGACAUAGACAAAGACGCCCAAGCUGUGCGACUGUUCAUCAAAGACGGCCAUAAAAUCGUCCUUGCUCAAAGCUUCGCCAAAAAUAUGGGUCUGUACGGUGAAAGGGCGGGGGCGUUUACUGUCGUAACCGAAUCGAAAGAAGAGACAGCAAGAGUGAUGUCACAAUUGAAAAUCUUGAUUCGUGCGCUAUAUUCGAAUCCGCCAAUCAACGGCGCGAGAAUCGUUAGUGAGAUUUUGACAGAUCCGACAUUACGCGCUGACUGGUUGAAAGAGGUUAAGGGGAUGGCCGAUCGGAUUAUUUCUGUGCGAACCAAAUUAAGGGAUAAUUUGAAAAAGGAAGGGUCGACCAAAAAUUGGCAACACAUCACUGAUCAAAUUGGAAUGUUUUGUUACACGGGAAUGACUCCUGAUCAGGUGGAGAAGAUAACCAAAGAACAUAGUGUGUUUCUUACGAAAGAUGGAAGGAUAUCAAUGGCGGGUGUUACGUCAAAAAAUGUAGAGUAUUUGGCUCAUGCAAUGCAUACCGUCACCAAGUAGGUAGAUUCAAGAACAAAAGAGCGUCGUUUAUUUGGCAUUUUUGUGUUUUCUUUUUUGGCAUUUAUAUGUAAGUAAGCAUAUACAAGGUGUAACAAAUUUGUGCGUAAGUGUAGUUUAAGAAAAAAAAAGACAAUGAACUGUUACACCCUGUAUAUUAUGUAUUCUAGGUGCAAGUAUUAUAUAAUAGGAGCUGUCAAUUUUUACAAUUUAUUAAAAUAUACUUUAUAAAACAAUUUUUUUUGGAUGAACACAAUUCUUAAUACAGUUUGUGGCUUAAUUAAUUAGUUACAAUAAAAUAUUUUACAACUGUA
Tribolium madens (black flour beetle) is the source of this 1984-nucleotide messenger RNA. It is a transcript of the gene Got2, whose product is annotated as aspartate aminotransferase, mitochondrial. Gene Ontology annotation, biological process: L-aspartate catabolic process; biosynthetic process. Gene Ontology annotation, molecular function: pyridoxal phosphate binding; L-aspartate:2-oxoglutarate transaminase activity. The record is from RefSeq and is a predicted model, not a curated record. Lineage: Eukaryota; Metazoa; Arthropoda; Insecta; Coleoptera; Tenebrionidae. The coding region runs from base 396 to 1673 and encodes 425 amino acids. Gene Ontology annotation, cellular component: mitochondrion. The transcript has 4 exons.